AAGAGGUUUGGUCUCGGCUUAGGCUCUAUAUUCUGCCUUGUUUCCCAGAAUUUCUAUAGAAAUUGUUUAAAUGGAGUAGGAGGGAGCUAGGGGCGAGUACCGCAUUACUUGCCCCAGGUUACAGAUAAAUGAGAUUACAAGAGAUCUGACCCGUUUGGCGUUUGCAAAGAGAGGGACCCGCGGAGGCUAGCCUGCCGUUUGGAAGGCUAAACUGCCUUAAAGUGUUGGGACCGGGCAUUACCUGAAUUUGUCGUUAGAGUUGAAUUACUGUUGUGAGAUAUUGCGGGCUGUACGGAUGGGUCAAGAAGGAAGCUAGAGCGCUCGUGUCACGGGUAAAGAUAGGCAGUGCCUGCGCUCCUGGCUCGAGAAAAGGAAGGCGAGAUGCCAUCCGAAGUGGUCCCCUUCCUCUACCCCUUCCAAACGGGACAGACGGUAGCGCUGUUGCUUUAACAAUCGCCCCUUCGGCUCCAAGAAGAGCUAGUUAGUGACCGUAAGCGAAUGUGAGUGUAAAGACACCGUGUCCUCUCGGCCUUUGUGGACUAAGAUGUUUACGUAGUGUCCGGGGGAGGCACGCUUCCACGGGACUCCGUGGCUCGCGAGCCUCACCCCCAGGCUCCUUGCUCGCCCCUUGCUCGCCCAGGCGGCGCGAAUCCCCAGGGCUGGGUUCCCGAGGGCAGAGGGUCAGCUUGGCGUACCAGGCACUGUCUGGUAGCUGUACCCGUCCUCGCAGCCCCAUCCUCAUUUUCUGAGGCUGUUAGCAGAAAGCCCCACCGGGAGGAGAGGCGGGACGGCUGGGGAUGGCCUCUUAGCGCCCUCUGCGCCUCGGCAUUCUUCGCUGGCCAUCUCGGGCGUCCUCGGCUGUGGCCCCCGGCGGAGGAGAGGAGUUUCCGGGGCUCGGGUCCCUGCAGCCAUCCCGGGGAAGGAGCGCGGAAGCGAGUGGGUGGCAAGAGGCGGAGCAAGGGACGCGGGGGGCGUGGACGCGGCCGGCUUUGGAAAGCCCCCAAGUUAAUGAGGCGUGCGCCGGCGGCGGAGUGCCUUUCGGAGCUGGGCUUUCCCCCGCGGCGCGGGCGCCAGGAGCCGCCUUUUCCGCUGGGUGUCACUCGGGGGUGGGGGGGAUGGCCCAUUCAAAAGCGCCGCGAGGGGGCCCGGCCAGAGCCCUUCAGUGAGCGCUCGCAAGAGGACGGCAGAGGCCCGGCGGCUCGCAGCUCCCGGACCUUGUGGCGCAUCAGGACGCGGCUGCCCUGCUGCCCGGACCCCGAGGAACCGCCGCAGCCGCCGCCGCCGCCGCCGCCGCCGCCGCUCUGCUUCCUGCGCGUUAGCCUCUUCUGCGCGCUCCGGGCGGGCGGCCGCGGGAGCCGUUGGGGCGAGGACGGCGCGCGGCUGCUGCUGCCCCCCCGGGCCCGGGCGGCUGGAAGAGGAGAGGCCGAGCCGAGCGGCGGCCCCCCCUAUGCCGGGAGGAUGUUGGAGAGCAGCGGCUGCAAGGCGCUGAAGGAGGGUGUGUUGGAGAAGCGCAGCGACGGGUUGCUGCAGCUCUGGAAGAAAAAGUGCUGUAUCCUCACUGAGGAGGGGCUGCUGCUCAUCCCGCCCAAACAGCUGCAACACCAGCAGCAGCAGCCCGGGCAGGGGCCGGUCGAGCCAUCCCAACCCGGAGGCCCUGCUGUGGGCAGCCUCGAGCCGCCUGUCAAGCUGAAGGAAUUGCACUUUUCCAACAUGAAGACCGUGGACUGCGUGGAGCGCAAAGGCAAGUAUAUGUACUUCACUGUGGUGAUGGCCGAGGGCAAGGAAAUCGACUUUCGGUGCCCGCAGGACCAGGGCUGGAACGCGGAGAUCACGCUUCAGAUGGUGCAGUACAAGAAUCGUCAGGCCAUCCUGGCGGUCAAGUCCACGCGGCAGAAGCAGCAGCACCUGGUCCAGCAGCAGCCGCCGCAGCCGCAGCUUCAGCCCCAGUCCCACCCCCAAGCCCCGCCGCAGCCGCAGCCCCAACCCAAGCCCCAGCCUCAGCCGCAGCCGCAGCCCCAACCCAAGCCCCAGCCUCAGCCGCAGCCGCAGCCGCAGCCGCUCCAUCCGUAUCCGCAUCCGCACUUGCGUUCGCACCCACAUCCGCACCCGCACCCACUACCGCUCUCGCAGCCGCACGGCCACCGGCUUCGCCGUAGCACCUCCAACUCUGCCUGAAGAGGGCAGCACCCGAGCCAGACGAGGUUGUGAGGACUUGAGGAAGUGGGACAAGCACCUUUUUAUUGUCUUCACUUGGAUCGAAAACAAAACAGUCGCCCCGCCCGCACCAGACCAAGUAGUUUGGACAGAAUACGACCGAUAACUUGGCGAUUCCUCUUAGUUUUUCUGCAUACUCUUCAUCACAAUGCAGGAAAUGAUUUCGAGUCCAGAAGGCUUUAUUUAUGAACCUUUGAGAGGAUCUUCCAGUAUGGUGGACCUUUUAGGAGCGAUGAUGUACUGUAAUGUUAUUUUAAUGUAUUUUGAUUUAUGAUUAUUUAUUAGUUUUUUUAAAAUGCUUGUUCUGAGACAUUUCUGAAUGUAGGCCAUUUUCCAAAAAAGAAACUUAUUUUCAAAAAUCUAUUCCCUAGUAAGUUCUAAUCUUGGGAAAGAAGAAAGUAAAAGGGCGGUGAAGGGGAACACAUCAAGAAUUCAUUUUCAGAAGGUCUGAUACUUAAAUGUUAUACCAGGUGGUUGAAAUUAAACUGUGAUACUACGUG
Delphinapterus leucas (beluga whale) is the source of this 2714-nucleotide messenger RNA. It is a transcript of the gene PHLDA1, whose product is annotated as pleckstrin homology like domain family A member 1. Gene Ontology annotation, biological process: positive regulation of apoptotic process. Gene Ontology annotation, cellular component: nucleus. NCBI's taxonomy places the organism in Eukaryota, Metazoa, Chordata, Mammalia, Artiodactyla, Monodontidae. Gene Ontology annotation, molecular function: phosphatidylinositol phosphate binding. The record is from RefSeq and is a predicted model, not a curated record.